AAACACUACCAUAUCAUAAGCCUCAAUUGCAAUCUACAAAAUUAAUAUUAUGGCUAGUGAUCUGCAAAAAUCUAUUCAUGAAGAUGAACGCGCAGGAGCAGAAAUUGCAUAUGGAGCCGAAGACUGCUACUCUCUUAUUGUAAAGGUCUCGCAAGACUCAGGAUUUCCUAAAGGAAUGCUACCACUUAAAUACCUUGAAGAAUUUGGUUAUGUUAGCAAGACUGGAUUCAUCUGGAUGAAACAAAAAGCCCCCUACCAACAUUAUUUUUCUUCAAUUAAAAUGCUCGUUAGCUACGCGAAGAUGAUCACUGCAUACGUCGAGAGAGGUAAGAUGAAAAAAAUAAGUGGUGUUAAGAGUAAACAACUACUUCUUUGGGUGCCUACAAUUGAGAUGAGCAUUAAUGAAGAUCAAAAGAAGAUUUAUUUUAAAACACUUAUGGGAAUUGGAAUGUCUUAUCCCAUUAUUGUUUUUAUGACUGAUGAGGAGAAGGAAGAAGCUAAGUGUAGUAGUGCAUAAGAUUUGGUUCCUCUCUAUUUUGUAUUUUGUAUUAUGUUCAUUUCCCUUUUUAAAAUUAAUGAAUAAAAUCUAGAUCCUAACUAUGAUUGAUUAGGUUAUUAAAUAUUUUAUAUAUUAUAUGGAAAUAUUAUAAUAAAGGACAAAUCUAAAGUGUUGUACAUUCAAUAGUUUAAAUUAAAAAUA
Solanum tuberosum (potato) is the source of this 700-nucleotide messenger RNA. RefSeq lists its product as uncharacterized. The transcript has 2 exons. Lineage: Eukaryota; Viridiplantae; Streptophyta; Magnoliopsida; Solanales; Solanaceae. The record is from RefSeq and is a predicted model, not a curated record. The coding region runs from base 50 to 517 and encodes 155 amino acids.